Molecule: messenger RNA, 1927 nt
Organism: Dermatophagoides farinae (American house dust mite)
Lineage: Eukaryota; Metazoa; Arthropoda; Arachnida; Sarcoptiformes; Pyroglyphidae
Cellular component (GO): chitin-based extracellular matrix
Molecular function (GO): structural constituent of chitin-based larval cuticle
Source: RefSeq, a predicted model, not a curated record
CAUCAUCGUCGUGGAACAAGGACAAACAAACGACAAAUUCUAUAGCCCAAACAACAAUUGUAUUGGCCCUAAUUAUUGUCAUCCAAGCCACUGCAGCCAGAAUUUUUUUUCUUCUCUAGAUUCAAAACAAAUUUUUUUCAAGUUUAACAAUUUAAUCAUCAUCAUCAUCAUCUAAAUACCCGUAUUGCGUAACCAGUUUCGAAAUAGAAAGAAAAAACUUGGAUUUAAAUAAAUUUGAAACAAAUUGAAUUGCCAAUUGUAGCAUGUUCCAAAUGGAACAACAACAACAACAACAACCGACCAACCUACCACUAUUUGAAUCUAAAUAUUGUCAUUAUUAUUAUUAUCAUUAUUUUCGAUUCAAAGAAAAAAAAAGAGAUUAAUCGUGAAAACAGCCCCUAUGUAUAUUGUGGUUGGUGAUAAAGAUGGUGUGAUUCAAAAAAACCGAUCUCAAUUUUCCAAUUUCAUUAAAUGAACGAAUGAAUGAAUUAUUAUCGCUUUUUGAAACCUUGCCUGUUUCAUCAGAAAAAAAUGGUCUCUCAUAUCUUGUUUUUUUUUCUUCGGUCGAUUGUCUAUGAUUCGAACUUUAAUAUAAAUACUCGGACUCAUAUCAGAUUUUCUAUUUGUUUCACUCACACGCACACACACACACACAGAGAGAAAAAUCAUCGGUCCAAUUUUGUUUGUGUAAAAAAAAAAAAAAUCAACUAAUUGGUUUGUUGUCAUUCGAUUGUGUGUUCACGUGUUUGUGUUUUUGUGUUUCACCCAAGUGUGUCUGUGUUUGUUUGUUUGUCGGUCAACCUGAAAAUUUUUUAAUUUUUCUUUGAAAACAACAACAUUUUUUUUUCUUCAACUUAAAAAUAAUGUACAAGAUUGUUCUUAUUGUUGUUGUCGGUACGACCACUGUGUUACCGGCCGUUUUUGGUUACAAUUAUGGACAAAGUCUAAGUCAUGCAUAUUCAAAAGGUGGUGGUGGUGGUGGAUAUGAUGAUCAUUAUGCACCACAACCAUAUAAAUUUGGAUAUGAUAUUAAAGGUGACUACGGCGGUGGAUUAUACCAGAAUGAGAUGGGUGAUGAAUAUGGCAACAAAAAAGGAAGCUAUGGUUACACAGAUAGUUAUGGUAUCUAUCGUCAAGUGGAUUAUAUAGCGGACAAACAUGGUUUUCGUGCAACGAUUAAAACGAAUGAACCAGGAACGGCCAAUGAAAAUCCAGCAUCAGUUUAUAUUCAUUCGAAUGCUCCAGCCGUUGAUUAUACUUCUGCCGAAGGUGGUGGCUAUAAUUCAGCCGCCAAUGGAUACGGAAAGAAAUUAUCAUCAUCUGGUAGUCGUUAUGGUGUUGGUGGUAUGACUGCUGCAACUAGUUAUAUCAAAUCAUCAUCACCAUCUUAUUCUGAUGGAUCAAAUCAAAUUGGUCUAUACAAAUCGGCAUCAUACGCGAUUCCGCAAUAUUCAUCAGCAGCCAAAACAUUUCAUCCAAUGAUCAAUAGAAAUAAAGCUUCGCAAGCCGCUGUCGCCGCAUCAUCAUCAUCAUCAAUAUAUCAGAUGCCUGCAUAUUAUAUGGAACCAAAAACUGUAUACAAAAAUAUUCCAUAUAAAGCUUCGGCAUCAAAUCCAGUACCGAAAACAUUACAUUUAAAUGAUAAACAAAUAUCACAAUUAUAUGGUGUUCAAAUGAUUGCCAAUCUACAAAAAGAUUUUCAACGGAUUAAAAAUCGACAAAAAUAUUGAUUAAAUCGAUCUAACAAAUAAUAAAAUUAAAAAAAAUCAAUUUUGAUAUCUUUCUAUCUCUUUUAUGGCAAAAAAAAGACAUAUUAUCUACACAUAUUAUUUAUGUAUUCUGAUGUCGCUCAAUUAAUCAAUUAUUUUCAUUUUUUGCACAUUUUCACACUCGCCACCUACACACACACACACACACAGAAAUCUUU